Messenger RNA from Theileria orientalis strain Shintoku, 2031 nucleotides. RefSeq lists its product as uncharacterized. NCBI's taxonomy places the organism in Eukaryota, Apicomplexa, Aconoidasida, Piroplasmida, Theileriidae. The transcript has 6 exons. The coding region runs from base 1 to 2031 and encodes 676 amino acids. Gene Ontology annotation, molecular function: protein binding; palmitoyltransferase activity. The record is from RefSeq and is a predicted model, not a curated record.
AUGGCCGAUGUGUAUGUAAAUCGCAAGCUGUUGGCACCGAACGAUUCAUACUUAACACACAAGUCAACGAGUCUUGACCAAUUUGAGAGUAUACCAACCACAACUAAUGAAGAAUAUGUAGAUUUUAAAAGGCCGGAAUAUUUGAACUUGGUGUGCACAAGUACAAAUGGUAUUCAGAACGGCUUGGCAAACUCGGCAAACAAUCGGGAUUUCUACACGUUAAACCAGUUGCUGGUUCCUUUUAUAGAGAAGAGAACCUUUGAGUUGCUCGACUCGGUGUGCGCGCUGCACUGGUGUUGUUUUUCAGGACAUAUUGACCUUGUCAAUAAGUUGCUGGAUAUAGGCUGUGACCCGUUUCUUCCCGAUCCAAUCAACUAUGAGUCGCCCAUAUACUAUGCAAUUAAAUCGUCAAGCGCCCACAUAGUGUCGGUGCUCCUGAAGAGGUUCGGCCCGCUCAUCCUGUGCCACGAGAACAGGAUCGGAAAGACGCCGUUCCUAGUGGCAGUAUCGGAGUUUGUUGAAGAGGAUAUUCUGGCAGUGCUGCACGUGUUAGAGUUUUUGUACCUGUCAGGAGUGUCGGUGGAGGAGCAGGACCAAAACGGCACUACGGCAGUCAUGUUUGCCUGCAAGAGGGGCCAGUUGUUUGUGGUACAGUGGCUGCUCAAGAAGGGAGCUGACUUAUCGCAUAGAGACCACUUCGGAUCCACAGUGCUGCACUACGCAGUCAUUGGAGCCAAUUUGGAAGUGGUAAUGUUCCUGGUGCAAAAGGGACUGGCGGGACUGACUAAAGUAAAAUCGCUAAACAACGUUAACCCGUCAGAGCCAGCACUGGAGCAGGACUCCCUCGACUUGUGCAAAGAAAGAGGCAAUAAGCUGCAGUACCUGUUGCUGUGGAUGUGCUGGCUCCAGUGGAGAACAUUUGGAAGGGUUUAUGCCUUUAACAGCGUGUAUCCAGUGUUAUACUGGCUAGUGUCGGUUUUAAACCUGCUUAUGCUCUUCCCGGUCUGGAGUGGCACAUAUGAAUUUAGACCAGAUAAAAACAAGUUCUUUUACGUGUUUCUUUUUUCGUAUUUUAUGACACAGGCGUUUUGGGUCAUGAAUAAGUUGAGUGAUCCAGGUGUUUCGAAGAAUGAGGGAUAUUGGUUACCGUAUUAUUCGCCACCUGACUAUUUAAGACUUACUCCGUUUGAAGGAGUGUUGGAUUCACUCCACAAGAGACAGCAAAUGGUCAACUUUGAAUACUAUUGCAUAAACAAGGACCUUAAUAAGCACUUCUUUGCUAAAACGAACACUAGCAAAUAUGCCAAAAAGUAUAAAAACUCAAUUAGCAAUGAGGAUUUGCUGGAACCAUUGAAUGAUGAGGACACAGUGAACCCAUUCUUGCCAAGAGUGAAUACGUGUAACGAGGAAAUAAAUAACAUCACGACGGAAAUGAGGUCGGUCUACCCACAGGUGGCAAAUGAGAGGUGCACAAAGAAUACCAAGGAGUAUAACAACGCGGUUUUAAACUUUGAGAACUCGAAUAAAAUAUGUUUAACCUGCGGGAAGACUAGAGCAAUGAGGGAACACCAUUGUGCAAUAUGCAAUACGUGCUUAAUACGACAGGACCACCACUGCGCGUGGCUGGAUAACUGCGUCGGCUCGGGGAACCAGAAGAAGUUCUUCGUGUUCCUGAGCUUCCUGGGAUUCACGUUCGUGUACUUCUACUUCCUGUUCUUCCAGUACUUCACGUUGAGGUUCACCAGGGGGAUAGUGAUGAGGGACGUGAUGCUGUUCUCAGUGGGAGUGCUGGGAAACGGACUGUUUCUGUUCUUCGUGAUUCACCUGUGGCUAAGGACAAUAAGGUCGAUGCUGACGGACGUAACAUACUACGAGUUCCUAAAGAAACCGCCACACAUCAGGCUGAAAUACAAGGGAAACGUCCACGAAAGACUCUGGGACUUCAAAGGACUCAAAUUCGGGGAACUCGUGAAAAACGUCGUCAAGUUCUGGACGUACAAAGUAAAACACUACGAGGCAGAAUCGGCCUAA